GUUCUUUAGGUUAAAAGUUAAUUUGUUCGCUGGAGCUGUUCCGGAUCAAAUCAUACUGUUACGAACCUAUUUUUGACAAUGACGUUCAUAAAAUUCUUAUUAAUUGUAGUUUUGUGUAGACUAAAAGAAAUAAAGGGUUUUAACUACUGUAAGGUAAGUGGGUGUAAACCGAGAGACCACACUAUGUGCAAGUAUCCCGCGAAUAAGCCCGACUGUAAGUUAGUGCAUGCAGGCCUGGACGACGAACAGCGGAAGGCGAUUCUGAAAAAGCACAAUCGGUUAAGACAGAAAGUAGCCGUGGGAAACGAGACCAAACAACCGGCGGCCGCGAAUAUGAUGAAGCUCUCAUGGAACUACGAGGCGGAGGACAUCGCUCAGAGGUGGACAGAGAGAUGUCCAACUGUUCAUGAUUCGUGCAGAAGGAUGAAGGAUGGAACGGCCGUAGGACAGAACAUAAUGAGUCUACUCCGAAACACCGGUACGACCAACAGAUCAGGGGUUGCAAAUCAUUGUAUCCAACAUUGGUACAACGAGGUGGAAUCCUUGGAUACAGACCAGAUCGAAGGCUUUACUUCUAUAUAUAGUUAUGACGAUCUGAUUGUAGGCCACUACACCGCCAUCGUCAGUUCUGAUACUAAACAGUUGGGAUGUGGAUACGUAGAAAAGGGUUUAGUUCAAACUGACAUGAUGGCAAUCAUACUAACGUGCAACUAUGUACCCACCGGAAACGUGAAAAACAGGCCGAUCUACAAAGUAGGAGCAGCUUGCAGCGCUUGCCCCAAAGGAUCCAAGUGCAGCGUGAGGUAUCCUGGCCUUUGUACGGAUGAGGAGGACGAGUAUAACGACAUUCCCAAACAUAGAGACAAACACAAACCCAGACGAGCCCAGGCGAUAAGCAUCCAUCCCUCUUUAUCCUCUUUGGUUGUACUCUUCGUUCACGUAUACUUUAGAAACGCCCUGGUAUAAAUAAUCA
Molecule: messenger RNA, 973 nt
Organism: Homalodisca vitripennis (glassy-winged sharpshooter)
Lineage: Eukaryota; Metazoa; Arthropoda; Insecta; Hemiptera; Cicadellidae
Product: venom allergen 3-like
Exons: 1
Coding region: 79-966 (295 amino acids)
Cellular component (GO): extracellular region
Source: RefSeq, a predicted model, not a curated record